This is a messenger RNA of Magnusiomyces paraingens, 5454 nucleotides long. RefSeq lists its product as uncharacterized. Lineage: Eukaryota; Fungi; Ascomycota; Dipodascomycetes; Dipodascales; Dipodascaceae. The record is from RefSeq and is a predicted model, not a curated record. Gene Ontology annotation, molecular function: guanyl-nucleotide exchange factor activity. The transcript is spliced from 2 exons. The coding region runs from base 1 to 5454 and encodes 1817 amino acids.
AUGUACCCAUAUAACAAUUCAUCUCCACCUAGGGGCUCUGGUUAUAUACCAUCUUCUAGCAAUAAUGCUGCUCAGACCUCUUACGAGGCUUACCAGCAACAGCAAGAACAACUAUACCAGCAGCAACAACAUCAGUUAUAUUAUCAACAACACCAACAGCUUCAGCAAAAUCAACAACAGCAAAUCCCACCUCCACUUCCACCAAAAGACAAUGUACAACGCCAAUAUCGUUAUGCCAACGGAAGCCCUCUUGUAAAUGUGUACCGCGCUGACAGUUCUAGCCCUACAAGGCUGUAUGCAGAACUCCCUCGAACUGUAAGCCCGAUUUCUCGUUCGAAUGUACUUCCUGAUCCUUUUACUGAAACUAUGGAUCCUUCAGAUUUAGAAGAUUCAAAUCCACCAAACCUUCCGCCAAAGCCUACUCAGUAUAAAACAGUCAUCCAAUCUUUAAACAAUGGCUACUCUUACAAACUUCCUCAUUCUGCUUCGCCAAUAUAUCUUUAUGGCACUCAAAAUACCAUUGGUUUAGCUCAAACAAACAUUAACAAUACAACGACCGCGUACAUUCCCCACUACCAAGCAACAAGCACUACGGAUUAUGAACAACAACAAUAUACUCAUGAAUCUCAGUAUUCUCAAUAUGUUUCCAAUAACACAUAUCCUUCUGCUUCAAUUGUUCCCACAAAUCUCCCUUCUUCAUCUCCCAAUAGGUCGCCUCCUGCUAGUGCCUCUGGUAUCUCAUCAAUUUAUACUCAAAAUACCUCAUCAUCACGUUCUCCCAUUCCUCUUCGCGUCGACACUACUAUUCGAUCUUCCUCUCCAACAAAACAAUUUAGCAGUUCAAGUUCCUCGCAGCAGUCAACACCAUUAGACCGUAAACCUUUAGGACCUCGGUUACCUCCAUCAAGUUUUUCAUCUUCUGCUGUUCUUUCUAGUACUUCGUCAGCUGCCCAACGCUCGGCUCAAUCUCCAAGAGAUCCCCCUCAAACACCAAACAAGCCGACACACCGACAUAGUAAUAGCCUUAGCGGAUCCAGAUCUACCGGGUCUUCUUCUGGUCACAGCUACUCAAACAGUUUAGGAAAUUUGUAUGGUCAGUUCCCUGCAGGAUCUUCUCCACCUUCUUAUUCAGACGCCUCCAUCAUUGACGACCCAUACCGUUAUCAGUCUUUUGACCACUGCUCUAUAGUUUCUGGGCCUUUUGUUUCUACUAGUCCUCUAAGUUUAAUUAAACGUAAAGACAUUUCGACAUCGCCUACUCACUCUCAUAGCAAAUCAAUUGGAUCCAUUUCAAAUUCAACAGUACCACCUACUGUCUCAAAACCUAAUCUGGAUCGCCAUAAAUCAAUGGAGUCAAAUGGUGAAGUAGAUGCACUUAAUAGCUCUGGGCAUUCAGGAAAAUCAGCAUUUUCCACUUACUCUAAUAUUUCGUCUUAUUCAUCUAGCUCUUAUUCCCCUCAACAUGUCCAUCCUCCACCAGACGCAUUUCAGCCGGCACAAAAACCUUUGGCUUACCCAAUUGAUGAAACAACUCUACCAUAUCCCGUUUCUCCUAUAUCUUCCAGUCCACCAAAAAAGAGUUCUUCCCGGCAGGAUAUGAUUGAAAGCUUUGCAAAUUUCUCGCUUAAAACUGGCGAAAUUGGUGUCUUGAUGGAUUCAACGUCAUCAAUGUCGGGAGACACAGUCAAGAGUUCUGACCAAUUUCGUAUGCACCGCUCACAAACCUAUACAGACAUGACAGAUGAUCAUCAUGACAUACUACCUCCUCCAACUCGGUCGUAUUCUACUAUAUCUAAGUCCACUCCUAUAUCCAAGUCAUCGAUGAGAAGCUCCCUAAUUUCUGGAGCAACAGAUUACAGUCUUAUGCUUAAACUUGAUUUACCUUCAAUACCGGACUCAAGAACUAGACUUGACCCAGACAAACUCUCUUCUCGUGAUUUUGAUCUUUGUGAAACGCCAUGGGCAAUUUCAUCAAUUUGCUUAUGGAUUGAAUACCUUAAUACUAUUGCAGAAAUGUCGUUUGAAACACUCUCUGAAGCAUUAAUCAAUUUGUUCUGCCAUAUUGUCCCAACUCUUGGCUGGGUUGCAGCCGAGCGUAUCACAGUUCCUUUAUUGGAGUCUCUCACAAAAUGUUCUUUCCUUACAAUCAAUGAGGAUACUGGUGUGUUGAUGGUAAACCCAUAUCAUGCUAUUUCUGGCGUUUUACCAUCAAUUACUGGACGAGGCUGCUACUCAUCUAGGAGUCAUCAGUUUGAUAACACGGCAAAAGACAAGCAAAUUUAUCGAUGCUAUAGCUCUAGGUGUUCCAGGACUAUUCCACAUAAACCUGUUCUUCCUAACAUAAAUCUUGCUCAAAAGUUUAACGACAGUGAUCGUGUCAACUGGGCUAAAAUUUGGAACCUCUCUGAUGACGACUUAUCAAAACUUGAGAAAAAGGUCAUUGAGCGACAAUGCGCUAUUCAAGAACUUAUUGGCACUGAGGAAAUUUAUGUACGUGGACUCAAGGCUUUCCUUAAUGUUUACGGGGAUUAUCUCAAUCGUGCAAAGCCACCUGUUGUUUCCAAUCAAGCACGCUUUUGGAAUGACACAUUUGGGUGCAUUCAAGGUUUAAUCGACUCAAAUGACAAUCAGUUACUGACGUAUUUAAAAAUUCGACAAGCUCAACAAGGUCCAUUUAUUCAAUCAAUUGCAGACUUGGUUCUUAAUUGGCUUAAAGCUGCCCGAACUCCUUACUUACAACGCGCAUCAACAUAUUCUUAUGCUAUGCGUGUUGUGUCUAGCGAAAAAAGUAAAAAAAAUGAACUUUUUGCUGCAUGGCUUGAUAAAGCUGAACGAGAUCCUCGUCUUACAAGAGUACAAAAAUUUGACUUUUUAAUGUCUAGUCCAUUUAUGCGUCUGUGCCGUUACAAUUUACUCUUUGAUCGCAUUCGAGCUAGCACUCCUGUUGAUGACCCUGAAUAUCGAUUAUGGGGCCGUUGUAUUGAUGAAUGCCGUAUAAUUGUUGAGGAAUAUAACCGCAUCCAUGGUGAAUCAGAAGACAUUUCCAGUAUCAUGACUUUGGAAGAACGCAUAACUUUCCCAAACCUUGAAGAAAAGGUUGAUUUACGCUUGCGGGACUCCCGCCGCAAAAUAUAUUAUGAGGGUGAUGUUUUGCGCAAAGGUGAAUUUGGGCUUGACUAUGUUGACACACACAUGGUUUUGCUCGAUAAUUAUCUUAUUCUUGCUAAAGUCAAAAAGGACAACUUGGAAAAAUACAUGGUUACCAAAAGACCAAUCCCUCUUGAGUUGCUGGUUAUUGAACAAGCCGAUGGAGAGCCAGUGAUUAAAUCCAAUACCAAAAUGCUUACGGGUGUUUUAUCAGGAGGAUCCCAUGACUCCAAAAAGCAAUCUAAGAAUUCAAGUAGCGGUAAUGGAAGCUCCGGAAAUGGAAACGGUAGUAAUAACGGCACAGGCACACCAGCUGGAUCUGGAUCAAGUGGGGCUGUCUACGACAAUGAAAACAUCAUUUAUCCCAUCAAAGUUAGAGACCUUGGAGCCACGGGGAACCAUGCAAGUAAAGCUGUAUACUAUUUGUACACACAGACUGAUGAAGAGCGUCGUGCAUGGGUGUCUAAGAUGCUUUUGGCUAAACGAGACUACAGUUCGGCUGCAUUUGCUCAGAAUUCAGAGCCGUUCCGUGUGCGGGUCGUUGAGGAUCGAUUUUUUUCAUACGACAAUGGCGAAGCCCCUAAACUGGCUGUGUAUGCAGAAUCAACUGCCCUUGACCGCGGUAUAUGUGAGUACGAGGCUGCUAAUGGAUCUACUCGUGUGGGCACUUUGACGACAGCUACGUCUCGGAUCAACUGCAGUGUGACUUGUAGUCUUGGCGGGAAAUACUUUAUGGUUGUUGGUCUCGAAAAUGGAAUUUACGCGUGUGACAUGUCCAUGAAAAAAAUUACACCCGCUGAUAUACCAAAAAGGAGCCAGUCUAGCAGUCCCCAUAAGGGAGGCAAAACUUUGGCUACUGUUCCUGAAACAGAAGUAACUAGUGGAGUGCAAAAUGAAGAAACAGCAACAUGGGUGGCUCCCCAAUGGGUGAAAGUUCUUGACUUACAAAAGACUACUCAACUAGAGAUCCUAACUGACUACAAUGUUUUAAUUGUUCUUUCAGAACGUACGCUUGCUUACUAUCCUCUUGAUCAGAUCUUGGCCAUUGUGAUGAACAACAAUCGCAAGCCUCGUGAUUCCAAUCUCACUGGUUAUGCUAUUUCACGAGCCAAAGAAGUUACCUUUUUUGCAACAGGCUAUAUGUCAUCUGGCGGGCCCGGAAUGACUGCAGAUAGUAAACGACAACUUGUGUUUUACAAUGUCAAAAAACGUGGACCAAAGGAUCCACGCGAAGCCAUAAAAAAGAAUGGCGGCAGUAUGACUGUUGAAGUUGUUGAGCCUGUUAAGGAACGAGGUUCUCAAAAGAAGCGAUCUCAUUUUAUCGUUAACAAAUCCAAUGAUAAUACACGGAGUGAUAACUUUGACGAAACUGGUGCAGCUAUACGCUCAGGAACCAUACCUAAUAGAGCUGGAAUAAGCAAUGCAUCUACUGAAUAUUUUCGCGAAUAUGACAGUGUAACUGUCAAUGGAGAAAUUUUUGGUAUAACUCUUUUUGGCUCGACAUUUUUUGCACAUACGGGCCGUGGGUUUGAGAUUUUGGCUCUUUCAUACAAAAUUCCUCGUUUAGUUCCUGAUGCUGCCUCUAUCAGUCAUGCUCUUAAUCGUUCAGCAGCUGUUACCAAUAAACCAAGUGGUCAUCAUCAUCAUCAUCAUCAUCAUCAUCAUGGUUCUGGAAAUGGUGGAUUUUUAUCACCAUCGCCACAAACAUUAAGCGACGCUGUGCGACGCAAAAUUGAUGGUAGUAAACCUGUUGGUGCUUUUAUGAUUAAUGAUAACUGCAUUUUGCUUGUUUAUGAACAGAUUGGGAUUUUUGUUGACAAAUUUGGUGAAAUGUCUUCACCAAUAGUCAUAAACUUGCUUGCUCGAGCCAAAUCUGCUUUAGUAAGCUAUCCAUAUUUACUUCUUUUUAGUGACGAAAUGAUUGAAGUACGCAAGAUGGAUGUUGGAUCUGCUGCAGCUCACGGUGCCGCAGCAUCGCGUAAAAUUAGAAACGCUGCAAUUGCAGCUGUGGAUCCCAAGGCCAAAAGGAAUUCCAAAAUUGAAAUUGAAAUUGAAAUUGAACCUCAAGAAUCCCAGUUUACGCGUGCCAAUCUCCAAGGAUCGGAUUAUAGUUCUUGUGAGUUGAAGCAGGUUAUUACAGGCAAACAUAUUCGACUAGUUGUUGAUGGGAGUAAACGCAGUAAGCAAGGUCAAGAAAUCAUGAUUAGUAUGGCUCAUCCUAAAUAUAGCAACCAGCAACUGUUGGUGGAACUUGUUCCAAAUGAGUUUGUUGUUGAAGAUGACAAUAGCAGUUUGCUUGGAUUAUAG